AUGGCGCCGCUCCCACCACCGCCCCCGAAUAUCAACCUCUAUGAGACGAAGCGCCCGCGCAUGGUUGCCGUACUAACGGGGACCUGGGCGCUUGGAACGCUUGCGACCGCUCUUCGUCUAUAUUCUAGACGGCUCACGAAGAGCCGGUUGUGGUUGGAUGACUGUUUGAUCAUCAUCUCGCUGCUCGCCUCUGGCGCUCUGACGUUUGACAUUACCAUCUGGAUGGCAGGUCAUGGUUUCGGCGGGCAUAUCUGGGUCGGUCCGCGCGAUGCCUUGGAGGUUUGGGCAAAGGGACUGUACAUGGCCGUCUUCACAUACACACUGAGCCUCGUGUUCAUCAAGUGGUCUAUACUCGCAUGGUACUGGCGCCUCUUCCACAUUCAACGCUGGAUGAAGCCUCUUAUCUGGAUCAUGUUUUGCGUGGUAUGCUGUUGGGCUGUUGCAAAGUUUCUGAUAGCCGGCCUUCAAUGCUUCCCGAUCAGAGCAUCUUGGGAGGUGUACGAUCCUGACAACCCGAUGGAACCCUCCGAGUACCACUGCGGCGUCGACACCCACAGAUUCUUCCUUGGCAACGCCAUCCCCAAUAUCAUCACUGACAUAUUCAUAAUGGCACUGCCGCUGCCGUACAUAUGGAAGCUCCAUCUACGCGUGUCGCAGAAGGUGGCUCUCUUCGGCAUCUUUGUCGUUGGCAUCUUCGUGACGAUUGUAUCUGCGAUACGGCUCGUCUUCGUCGUCGACCUGGACCUCAAAUCGCCAGAUAAGACUUGGAACCAGGCCGAAGAGAUGAUGUGGACGGGCGUCGAGGUCAACAUCGCCACAGUCUGCGCCAACCUCCUGACCCUGCGCCCGAUCCUCAAUCUAAUCCUUCACGGGUCCGUCUUCGUCGAAUCACAGCGGCAGCACUCCGAGACACUCGACGACCCAAUUGCCGUGCCGCCGCACCCAAUAUCCAAAGACCCUUUCCGAUUGCUACGGCCAAAGAGAGUCUUGACCCGUUAUGGGAGAACGGAGCGCGGGGUGGACUCGAGGAAGCGCUCAACGGCCAGUGCACAAGUUUUCGUCCAGCACACUGAGCUCGUGUACAUGGGGAGUGGCUCACAACAGGAUAGUAUAGAGAUCACUAGUCUAGGAUCCGUCGAGAGGGUGCUGGAAGAGGACGGAAGACGAUGGUAA
Purpureocillium takamizusanense is the source of this 1173-nucleotide messenger RNA. RefSeq lists its product as uncharacterized. The transcript has 6 exons. The record is from RefSeq and is a predicted model, not a curated record. NCBI's taxonomy places the organism in Eukaryota, Fungi, Ascomycota, Sordariomycetes, Hypocreales, Ophiocordycipitaceae. The coding region runs from base 1 to 1173 and encodes 390 amino acids.